AUGGUGACCGUGACGAGCGUUCUGAGACGAUCAAGCACCGUCACCCUCCUCGACAAUUGCAGUUCUAGCGGGGAAUCCUCACGCCGGCCCUCGGCUGCUGACCCCAAUCCUCCUCGACGAUCGAGUCUUGCGGGUUUGUCCCUACGGCUCCCUCGGUCCAAAAGAUCCAAUUCGUCCAAGGAGGCUGACACGAGUUCUGAUAUUGCCGCGAGAAAACUAGGCGAGGCCUUCUUUUCAUUACCGGACGAGAUCAUCGUACAAAUCUUCUGUUACCUCUCUCUCACCGAUAUAUUCGCGCUGCGGUUGACCUCCCGCUCUGUAUACCACUUCCUGCAAGCCCACGCGACCCCAAUCACCCGCGCAGUCCUUAGACAAUACGCCUACGAUAAUACCUCCACUUCAUAUGAGGGCAACGUUCGUCACGAGAAGGCAGAAUACACUUACAGCUACAUCCAGACUCUCUACCCUCAGCCCCUUCCAUGCAACUCGACCAACUACCUCAUGCUGAUGAUCAAACGGCAGAGUCAAAUCGACAAAAUGCUAGACGUCAUCGCCAACUUCGUCCAAAUGAAGGUCUACAUGUUCCCCAGCUGUCCACGGUUUCGGGAUUUCACUCCGUAUAAAUUGAAGUUGAUGAGGCGUCUGCAUCUGGCAGCAUGGACUGUGUAUCAUUUCCUCGACCAUUACCGAGAGAUGCUGGUUCUCGAACAUCCCAACCACUCACAAUCGCCGUCGGACCCACCAUCUCAACGGGAGGAACAUGGUUCAGGCACAUCAUCAUCUUCAUGCCCCAAAUGUGCCGAAUUUAUCAGAUCUCUUCUGCCCCUCUACCCUGGCACCGAAGUCAUUCCAGCAUACCACUUCUAUGACCUCUCCCGACAACAUCUGCGCUCUCUGAGUCGAGCGCCCACCUACGCUGGGUCGAUAGAGCGACGGUUGAGAGGCUGGAGUCGCAAAGUGCCCACAAAAGCGGAUCUAGCGACAUUUAUCGUUUUGGGGGGGAUCCCGGAACUGUGCAAGUUGAGUAUGCUGAAGGGGACGUACAAUCAGCGCAUUGAGGUGAUAGGCGCCUUCGUUGAUAAGGUCUCCAAUGCAGCAACACAGCGCCGACUUACCGGCGAGACCAAUACUUUGCCUGUGCCGCCGACAUCCAAUGUACCUUCUCCGGAAAAUACUUCCAUAUCAGCUUCAUCAUUCCUCUCCUUGACAACCCCACUCCUCCCUCCCUUCUUGUCUAUCUCCGACAACACUUUAUCGUCUAUUCCGGGCCUCGAUCAAUUCAUCGUCGAUUCAGACGAGUGGAUCAUACGGAUGUUUGAGUUAGUGGGUCCGGAGGAUCGGAUCGUUACUGCCUAUGACUUUGUGCAGAACGUUCUGGCCGGAAAGGGUGAACAUCGGAGUGCUGAAGACGGGAAUGAAGCUGGAACAAAGAGGUCGCCGUCCGACGUUGACUUUCUAGCCCCGGUGAAAACAUUCGGUAGUUGA
Molecule: messenger RNA, 1485 nt
Organism: Rhinocladiella mackenziei CBS 650.93
Lineage: Eukaryota; Fungi; Ascomycota; Eurotiomycetes; Chaetothyriales; Herpotrichiellaceae
Exons: 2
Coding region: 1-1485 (494 amino acids)
Molecular function (GO): protein binding
Source: RefSeq, a predicted model, not a curated record